Molecule: messenger RNA, 743 nt
Organism: Ostrinia furnacalis (Asian corn borer)
Lineage: Eukaryota; Metazoa; Arthropoda; Insecta; Lepidoptera; Crambidae
Product: NADH dehydrogenase [ubiquinone] iron-sulfur protein 2, mitochondrial-like
Exons: 5
Coding region: 1-672 (223 amino acids)
Biological process (GO): mitochondrial electron transport, NADH to ubiquinone
Cellular component (GO): respiratory chain complex I
Molecular function (GO): NAD binding; oxidoreductase activity, acting on NAD(P)H; quinone binding
Source: RefSeq, a predicted model, not a curated record
AUGAAAUAUGAAGCCGCUUACAUAGCACUGGAGACGUGCAAGCUAAGCCAGCGCCCCAGCAGCGGCGAGUCCCACCUGUCAGCCAAUGCCCUCAGGAUGCCAUUUGUACUGCCGCGGAGACGCUCUAGGAGCGAUGCGCUCCGCUUCCGAAUUAUCGCGUGGAAGCCGUCGGUGUGCGCUUCCGCAAACAUGGUUGACGCGCUGCAGAACCGCGGCAGGCCAAGUAGCACCCUGAACGCAUUGUUGUACUGCACACGCAGUGCGCUGUACUUAUGCCGAGUGGAGGAGAUGCGUCAAUCGCUGCGCAUCAUCGAGCAGUGCCUCAACCAGAUGCCGCCUGGAGAGGUCAAGACCGACGACGCCAAGCUCACGCCGCCCUCCCGCGCCGAGAUGAAGACAUCAAUGGAAGCCCUGAUCCACCACUUCAAGCUGUUCACGCAAGGCUACCAGGUGCCUCCCGGCGCCACCUACACAGCGGUCGAAGCGCCGAAGGGCGAGUUUGGCGUGUACCUCGUCUCAGACGGUAGCUCCAAGCCAUACAGGUGUAAAAUCAAGGCGCCCGGUUUCGCCCACUUAGCAGCUUUGGAAAAGGUCGGCAAGAACUCCAUGUUAGCUGACAUCGUGGCCAUUAUCGGAACCCUGGACGUCGUGUUCGGAGAAAUCGACCGAUGAACCGGUUUUGGUAACCAGAAAACAGGUUUUGUUUGGGUGUUGAUUUAGUGGAAAUUAUGAGGCAUUUUUGU